AUGAAAAUCUUCCAUUCUCAUCGGUUUCCUGAUCAACCACUCAGGUUCGUGAAUGAGUCAUACAUUUCAGAAGUCAUGCAAACAUCUCAUCUGACUCGAUUAGCUUCGAUACAACAUUUCAAUUUGAUAAAACGGUCAUUAACAAGACCAACUGGACCCGUUCUACGUAAACUAAUCGCAUCAGAUGCUUCGCCAACAACAAAUUAUGUUCGUACAACUUGUGAAUUCCGAUUCGCGUCGACAACAACGUCAUCAUCUAAUGAUGGACAAAAUUCUCACGAUGAAGAACAAAAGAAGAAGAACAUCACGAACUUAAUGUACUUAGCUGGUGCUGUGACAGGUCUCGGUGCAAUUUACACCAUCUUUCAAAAUCGAAAAAGUUCGAAAGAGAAGCAAGAUGCAGUUAGUGCUUACGAUACCAAACAAUUGAAAUCUCAACAUGCAGAUGAUAAACUUGAUGCAUCCAAGAAGACAUUGGUGGAAAAAGUCGGGGAUUUACAGGAUCGAAAACUACUCGCUGAAGAAGAACAACCCGUAGAAUUGAGCAAAACAGAUUUAACACCAGUUAUACCCAGUUUUGCACAAUAUUUGAUCAUCGGCGGUGGAACCGCAGCGUUGAGCGCAUUCAAAUCAAUUCGUGCUCAUGAUGCAACAGCUAAAGUUCUUGUGAUUAGUUCGGAGAAAUACUAUCCAUACAUGCGUCCUCCAUUAUCGAAGGAUGUUUGGUAUACAGAUGAUGAUAAUCUUUUAAAUCAAUACAUGUUUAAACAAUGGAAUGGGCAAGAGAAAAGUUUAUUCGUUUUUGAUAAUGAGUUUUACGCUGAUGUGAAGACAUUAAAUGACGAAGAAAAUGGUGGCGUAGGUGUUGUCCUUGGAAGAAAAGUUGUUAAUUUGGAUCUGAAAACUUCCGUCGCUAAGUUAGAUAAUGGUUGGGAAAUAUCGUUCGAAAAAUGCUUAAUUGCAACAGGUGGUCAACCGAAAAGUUUGAAAGUGUUUCAAACAGCAUCGAAUCGUUUGAAAUCGAAGUUAACUUUAUACAGAGGAAUUGACGAUUUUUUUGCGCUGAAAAAAGUCGUUGACAGUGGUGCUGAUGUGACUAUUAUUGGUGGCGGCUUUCUUGGCAGUGAAUUAGCAUGUUCUCUAGCACAUCGUGCUACGGAGAACGGUAAAAGGGGUAAUCCAAAUGGAAAAAUUACUCAAUUGAUGCCAGAAGCUGGUAAUAUCAGUAAAGUGUUGCCGGAAUAUUUGAGUAAAUGGGCGACGGAACGCGUCCGAGACGAAGGGGCAGACGUUUUAACCAAUGUUGAAUUGGUUGGUGCAUCAGUAGUACAAGACGGCAAAGUGAGUCUAUCCUACAUCGAUCCCCAAAACCCCAAGAAAACCAGUUAUAUCACGUCCGAUCAUGUGGUUGUUGCUGUUGGUAUCGAGCCGAACACUGACUUAGCUAAAUCAGCUGGCUUAGAAGUUGAUCCCGACCAAGGUGGCUUUCUUGUCAACGCAGAAUUACAAGCACGUCACAAUGUUUGGGUAGCUGGUGAUGCCGCAUCGUUCUACGACAUCAACUUAGGUCGACGCCGUGUCGAACAUUAUGAUCACGCUAUUGUUAGCGGCAAAUUAGCCGGAGAAAACAUGACAGGUGCACAUAAACCAUACUGGCAUCAAUCGACGUUUUGGUCCGACUUGGGACCAAAAGUUGGCUUUGAAGCAAUCGGUCUAACAGAUUCUCAGCUGCAAACUGUAGCUGUUUAUGCUAAAGGAAAACCUACUGAUGAAGAACAAAAGCGCGAUAGUGAAGGCAAUCGUGAACAACAAGACGUUGCUCCCGAAGCGACAGCAAACGAUUUGAAACAUAAACUACCUGAAAGCAAAGGAAAUUUGGAUAAAGAUGAUUAUAGUAAAGGUGUUGUGUUCUAUUUAAAAGAGAAUAAAGUCGUGGGAAUUGUCCUCUGGAAUGUAUUCAAUCGUAUCGCAAUUGCACGAAAGAUUAUCAAAGAUCAACAAGAGAUAACAAAUUUUCAAGAACUAGCCAAACUUUUUAAUAUUCAUCAAGAUUAG
This is a messenger RNA of Adineta ricciae, 2055 nucleotides long. The record is from the annotation of a GenBank genome assembly. NCBI's taxonomy places the organism in Eukaryota, Metazoa, Rotifera, Eurotatoria, Adinetida, Adinetidae.